AUGUCAUCUAAAUAUGAAGAAUCUGAAUAUUCUGCUUUGCCUUCAAGAUCUGGAUCCAAACGGUAUUCUCCUGUGCUUUUCAGUCAAAACCAGGCACAAUCAGAGCUACAACCACCAUUUGAAUCUUCACAGGAUCAACAACAACACACAAAUCAAGAUCAGGUUGCAUAUGAUUAUUCCCUGGUGCAGAAUUCUUAUAGUGCAUUUGGUUCUUGGGAUUCAGUGCUUAACAAAGACAUUUGUCGACUCUUAGGCAUUCCCGACGCACCUUCAGUUAAGUCAUCCGAAGAGGGAAAGUGGUCUGCCUUGCUCUUGGAUACCGUUCCUACACCUGAUACUAUCGUAACAAUACCACUGAAAGAACAUAGUAUUAAAGGUGGUACUACUAAUCAUAUAAUAGACUCAAUACCGUCGUCAACUGACACUACAAAUACCCCGGAUAUUUCACUUACUAUGUCUAAUGAUACAUUAGAUCUUUUAACUCCAAGGGACAUUCAAUACGAAAAUACCCUGUACUUCCGAAACCAACAACCUCCACAAAGCGCCCGUUCCUCAAUGAGACAGAAUCCUUAUUUACUAUUGGAGGGCCACCAUCAGGUUCCGGCAAAAUAUUCUCAAUUUAUCUUGAGACAACUAAGUCCAGGUGAUUUACUGGCGGAUUUGGAUCAUCUUUCCAGAUUUACCGACUCCGAAUCAAAUGGAGGUGGGUCUCUUUUCCAUCCAAGUAUUAUGACUACUACAUCUGGUGAUGAAGCAGCCACUACCACCAGAAAACAAUUUAUACGUCAUGGUCAUCAUAAUUCGGAAACCGGAUCUCAAGUAACAAUCUUUUCCACUCGAGAUCAACACUUUGCCAUGAACAUUAGACGUAACACCAGCGGUGGCCACAACAACAACCAUCGAAAGUCUGUGAAAUCAAUGACUCGAUCAGAUGGGAUACUUGAUUUGAAGGCAGCAGCUCAUCAUAAUAAGAGACAACUUCAUCAACCACAAGACAACUCCAGUACCGCCAAACCACACUUGACCAGAAGUAAGGCUAUCAAGAACAAAACUGGAGGGUAUUUGUAUCGAUUGAAGGUUCGAAUGUUAAGGCUUGCAGCUAAAAUCAAAAAGUUCAAGUUUUAUAGCUUCAAAGUCAAAUCCAAAAGACAACCAACCAUUAAACAGCAUAAACCCAAAACGAUUCAAUUAAUAAGAAACUUUAGAGGUUCAAUCUCUUCUUCUUCCAAUGCCAAUCAUCUGGUGCACAAAAUUUCCAAUAUGGAACAAGUUAGAAUGUUAUUGAAUAAACCAUUGCCAGCGAUCAAGGGUAACACUAAUAAUGACCCCACCAAUCAAGACACUAAUACUACUACUCAGGACACAAUUACUAUAACCCAAGACACUACUACUAAAAAGAAUAUUAUCAAUACCAGUACAUCCAACCCCCUUUCCAACCCCUUGAGGCCUCCUAAGUUACGGCACCCCCAUCUCCACCCCAACUCCAACAAUUCGCGACUCAUGGAUAUGUCACCCAGCUAUGAACGGUUCUCAGACAUGUAUGAGCUUUCAAAGAAUAGAAAGAGACAGAAUUUAUUGAAGUUCCAAAAUGAGCAACGUCACCUGGCUCUUGAAUGGGAUUUUGUUCAACUUUGGCAAAGCUACUUGUUCUAUGUGUUUUGUAAACGGAUGCAACUAAGAUUUGAAAUCAACCAAUUCAAACAGUUUUUAUCUAUGGAAUACGCUAGAAUGAGGAAGGCCAGUAAUCAUGUUUCAGAACGGUCCAAUACCAUAAAAUCUUCAACAGUAGCUUCUUCUUGUUAUGAUAACAUGUCCAUAUCAUCAUCUUCAUCUUCUACAUCCUCAAGUACAACAACGUCAAAGACAACCUCAAUGGAUGCCCGGUUCAAACAAAAGUUCAACAGAAGAUCUAUGCUUGGAGAAAUGUUGGACUAUGAUUCAGAUCUUGAUACUGAAACAGCUUCAAUCACAACCCUUGGUUCCCAAUCUUAUGCAUCAAAUGCUUAUGGUGCCAUCAACAAUACUAAUAAAAGAAUUAAUACAUAG
Lizanozyma spartinae is the source of this 2046-nucleotide messenger RNA. RefSeq lists its product as uncharacterized. NCBI's taxonomy places the organism in Eukaryota, Fungi, Ascomycota, Pichiomycetes, Serinales, Debaryomycetaceae. The record is from RefSeq and is a predicted model, not a curated record. The transcript has a single exon. Bases 1 to 2046 code for a protein of 681 amino acids.